This is a messenger RNA of Indicator indicator, 988 nucleotides long. RefSeq names its product sulfotransferase 1 family member D1-like. The record is from RefSeq and is a predicted model, not a curated record. The transcript has 7 exons. Gene Ontology annotation, biological process: sulfation. Lineage: Eukaryota; Metazoa; Chordata; Aves; Piciformes; Indicatoridae. Gene Ontology annotation, molecular function: sulfotransferase activity. Gene Ontology annotation, cellular component: cytoplasm.
GCACUGCGACAGGAACCAGCAGGUUCUGAGAUUGGAGCGGCUGUCCAGCAAGAGUGGAAACGAGAGCCACACAGAGCCCUUGGCCAUGGGGGUGGAAAACGUGAUCAGGAAGGAGCUGAGCAGCCUCCACGGCAUGCCCUUCUACGAGUCUUUCAUUCAGGGGUGGCCACAGGUGGAGACCUUCCAAGCCCGGCCAGAUGACUUGCUCAUCUCCACCUACCCCAAAUCGGGCACAACGCGGGCAAGUGAGAUCCUGGACAUGAUCUACCAGGAUGGUGAUGAGAAGAAGUGCCAACGCGAUGCUAUCUACAAUUGAGUACCUUUCCUGGAAAUGAAGGUUCCUGGGGGGCCAAAACAGCCAUCCUGUCCCACAGGUGUGGAGCAGCUGGAGAAAACCCCAUCCCCGCGGCUGGUGAAGACUCAUCUCCCUGUUCGGCUCCUCCCAUCCUCCUUCUGGGAAAAGAACUGCAAGGUCAUCUAUGUGGCUUGCAACCCCAAGGAUGUUGUCAUCUCCUACUACUACUUCUACCAGAUGGCCAAGAUACAUCCUGACCCUGGCAUGCUGAGUGAGUUCCUGGAGGAUUUCAUGGCUGGCAAAGUGGCCUAUGGGUCCUGGUAUGAGCAUGUGUGCGACUGGUGGGAGAAGAAGCAGGAGAAGCCAAUCCUCUACCUCUUCUAUGAGGACAUGAAGAAGGACCCACAGCGGGAGGUGGAGAAGAUCCUGCAGUUUCUGGGCAAGGUGGUGUCAAAGGAGACAAUGGAGAAGAUCCUCCACCACACCUCCUUCCAGCAGAUGAAGAAGAACCCUGUGGCAAACUAUGAGACCAUGCCCACCGUCCUGAUGGACCACAGCCUCUCCCCCUUCCUCCGGAAAGGGAUCUCUGGGGACUGGAAGAACCACUUCACCGUGGCCCAGAACGAGCGCUUUGACAAGCACUACCAGGAGCAAAUGGCAGGCUCUGACCUCUGCUUCCAGAUGGAGGUGUGA